AUGGAGGAGUAUGCUUAUAUUUUGGGUAUACCUAUUUCUGACACGGUUCCUUUUUCUAGUUUGGAAGGAAUUAUGGAGUCUCAAAAUGAAGAAUUUAGAAAACAAAGUCUCUAUACCAAUGAAACCCUUAGGCAACUGAACAUUGUGGUCGAGUCCCUCGUCACUCACAACGAGGCAUUGGAGACUCAAAUCUCCCUGCUUGCACAAACACCUCUAGGACCACUCUAUGAGAAACAUGCGGAUGUUGUAACAAUCACCAGUGAAAAAUCUACCAAAAAUCCUAAGAAGAGUGAUAAUGAGGAGGGUUUAGGUGAGAAAAGAGUAGAGAUUGAGAAAGAUCCACUGACACCACCCGAAAGGGAGGUUGUCGAAGAGGUAGAGAAGGAAGCACUAUGUGUUAUUCCUUCUCCCUAUAAAUCACCAAUUCCUUUCCCACGGAAGUCUGUGGAUGUUAAGGUAGACCCAAAAUCCGAAAGGUUUGAGGAGCUACUGGAAAAUAUCCACACCAAUGUACCUUUAUUUGAGAUCCUAAAUAAGGAGAGAAAAUUAGAAGACCGUGAAACUAGGAAACUCAUUAGUAUUAAAAUGGGCAAGUUAGACUUUGACAUGGUGGAUGAAAAAAUUUAA
Messenger RNA from Lathyrus oleraceus (garden pea), 627 nucleotides. RefSeq lists its product as uncharacterized. The transcript has 2 exons. The record is from RefSeq and is a predicted model, not a curated record. The coding region runs from base 1 to 627 and encodes 208 amino acids. NCBI's taxonomy places the organism in Eukaryota, Viridiplantae, Streptophyta, Magnoliopsida, Fabales, Fabaceae.